AUGGACAUACCACCCUUUGACAUGUGGAGGGACUACUUUAACCUGAGCCAGGUGAUACUGACUAUAAUCAAAGACAGGAGGCAAAGACAGAAGGAUGAAGGGGCCUCCGGGCUCCAGGAGAAGAGGGAGCAGGAGCUGGGGGUCUCCGGGAGCCUUCCUGCCCUAUGCAACUUCUGCAAGCACAACGGAGAGUCUCGUCAUGUCUAUGCCUCACACCAGCUGAAGACACCUGAAGGCGUGGUGGUGUGUCCCAUCCUGAGGCAUUAUGUGUGCCCUCUGUGCGGGGCCACCGGGGACCAUGCUCACACACUCAAGUACUGUCCACUCAACAGCAACCAGCAGUCUCUCUACCGUCGUGGUGGACGAAACUCGGCUGGACGCAAAGUCAAGCGAUAA
Molecule: messenger RNA, 396 nt
Organism: Microtus ochrogaster (prairie vole)
Lineage: Eukaryota; Metazoa; Chordata; Mammalia; Rodentia; Cricetidae
Source: RefSeq, a predicted model, not a curated record